Messenger RNA from Melampsora larici-populina 98AG31, 1463 nucleotides. RefSeq lists its product as uncharacterized. Bases 84 to 1106 code for a protein of 340 amino acids. Gene Ontology annotation, molecular function: succinate-CoA ligase (ADP-forming) activity; succinate-CoA ligase (GDP-forming) activity. Lineage: Eukaryota; Fungi; Basidiomycota; Pucciniomycetes; Pucciniales; Melampsoraceae. The transcript has 9 exons. The record is from RefSeq and is a predicted model, not a curated record. Gene Ontology annotation, biological process: tricarboxylic acid cycle. Gene Ontology annotation, cellular component: mitochondrion; succinate-CoA ligase complex (ADP-forming).
CAAAAGUCCUCAGCUCAGCAUCUUCAAACAUCAACUUGACUUGAACUCUACUUAAGAAAAUCAAACCAACCACUCAAAGAAGGAUGAUACUCAACCCACGAGCUUGUUCAAAAGUCUUCAGUCGCCAGUCGAUUGAACAGACUCGACAAUUUAUCACCAGUACUAGAAUCAAUAGCCCCUACGAUCUUUCUAUUCCGAAUCUCAGAAUCCACAAGAACACAAAGGUCAUAUGUCAAGGUUUUACUGGAAAGACAGCUACAUAUCAUUGUAAAGAAGCGCUUGAUUACGGUACCAAGUUCGUGGGUGGUGUGUCUCCCAAGAAAGCUGGUCAACAUCAUCUGGGACUUCCUGUUUUUGGAAGUGUUAAAGAUGCUGUGCGAGAAACUAGACCCGACGCAACAGUAAUCUACGUACCACCGCCUUUUGCGGCAGAUGCAGUGAUUGAAGCAGUGGAGAAUGAGAUUGGCUUGAUUGUAUGCAUCACCGAGGGGAUCCCUCAGCAGGAUGAAGUCAGGAUCGCACAAGUGUUGAAGAGCCAGAGCAAGUCAAGACUUGUGGGCCCUAACUGUCCUGGAAUUAUGUCGCCUGAUGUUGGUGGUGGAUGCAAGAUUGGUAUCAUGCCUUCUAACAUCUUCUCACCUGGAUGUAUAGGUGUUGUUUCCCGAUCUGGUACUCUCACUUAUGAGGCUGUUGACCAGACUACCAAGGUGGGACUCGGUCAGACGCUUUGUGUAGGGAUCGGAGGUGACCCAUUCCCAGGAACUCAGCAUAUUGAUGUUCUAAAAGCGUUCAUGGAAGACGAUGCUACAAAGGGUAUCGUGUUGAUUGGAGAAAUCGGAGGCUCGAUGGAGGAAGAGGCAGCUGAGUUCUUGAAACAGUACAACAAGACACGAUCAGUACCAAAACCAGUGAUCAGCUUUAUUGCAGGCCGAACUGCACCUCCGGGUCGUAGAAUGGGUCAUGCAGGUGCUAUCAUUAGUGGUGGAAAGGGUAAAGCAGAGGAUAAAGUAAAGGCAUUGGAAGAAGCUGGUGCAGUCGUCAGUGACUCGCCAGCCAAACUCGGAGCUUUGAUGUUGAAAGCAAUGAAAGCUGCGAAUUUAGCUUGAUGUGUCUUGGAUAGGGAUGUCAGUGGCUUCGGAAGGUGGACGAACCAAAGAUUUGUACAAAGAUAUUAGAAAGACAUGUUUGAGAGAAUUCAUUUCCAAGAACCAUCAUGGAGUUUUACCGAUCAAGCGUUGUUGGCUGACUUGAUGAGUCAGCUCCUGCUUGAAUGUCGUAAUAGAUGCGUAAUACAGACUUGAAGCAUUUUGAUAGCGACUUUAACAGAACUAUAAAUCUCCGACUUAUGCAUCUGUUGUAAUCAGGCAUAUGCAAUUUUUGACUGGGCAGAACUUGUUAUAUUCGGCCAUGUGGUUCAACUUUCUGCUUAAAUCCUUGAAUACGAUUGUGUCAAAUUUACAGUC